AUGGCGAUUGCUGCGUACAUCGGCUUUUACUACACUUGGGUCCCUGUGGGAGCUGUAUCCAAAGACAUCUAUUUCCAUCAAACGUACGUGGCUUGUCCCACUGACCGCAGCGAAAAUGGCCCUUAUACAUGCUCGGUGCUGCUAGAUGCGGGCCCUGAGGACUUGCUCGCCUGGCAGAACGACGUCGUCCAUCCGCUCUUUCACCGGGAUCACCAGUACGACGUAUCGCUGGAACUGACCGUGGCUGCGGAGAACCAUGUCGACGAGCUGCCGGUGCUGGCAGCAGAUCUGUGGCUGAAAAGCGGCGAGGAGGAGACGCUGUACCAUGCAUAUCGUACAGCACUCCUGAUCCCCGAGCCGCGCAUCGUGCGCUGGCUUGCAAGAGCGAUGCGCACGAUCAAGCGCCCUUUUCGUCACGAGCCUUUUGCUCCGACGCAGAUGCUGCGGUUCCCGCUACUGGCAGGGGUUGUACCGUGGUCGACAGGGAUCAUCACACCGCAAGGCGAGACCUAUGCAAGACCCGUGCGUGGCUACAUGGCUUCCCAUGCACAAGUACGGAUCCAAAACAGCUACGGAAAAAAUACGGUGCAGGUGCAGCAAGCCGCACUGCGUUUUGACGCGCGCCUUACCGGGGCUGUGUACGUUUUCGCGGAGAGCCCCAUGUCGGAAACGCACGGCGAGUCGCUUACGGAACUGCUGGACGAGGCAUUCCGUCUCGCAUCACUGCAUAGCCCAUCUAACACCGAUGAUUCGUCUCAAAAAGCACUCCGCCACCUCGGUGACGCGGCACGCAUGGCCGACGCACUCGCGGUAAUUAGCGAAAACGACUGCUUGUGGGAGAUUUCCACGCGCUCUUUGCGCGUGUUUCUCAUCCCAAGUCUGCAGACCGAGCUUGAAUCAAACUUACGGCCUAAACCGGAUGGCGAUAGGAUGAUGCAGCGGCGGAAGCAGGUGGAAGCAGCGCUCGGUGCCGGUCGCCUCUUCUUUGCUUCUGUGCAGCGUCACAAGGCGUUGCCACACGCUGUUGCAAUGAUGACGCGGCAGCAGGUCCUGAAUAGCGAAAAAGAAAACACUGGAAAUCGCCCUGAUCCGGGCGAGCGCAGGCACCUCAAGAUCCAGCUGCUGCAGCUGGAGCGCCAAGUCAAGCAGUACUUGGAUGCGUUCCGCACCGAGUUCCGAAAUGCGCAACAGAAACGCGACCCGCAAAGCUCGCAAGUGCCGCCAGCAAGCAAUGAUCCAUUCUACGACCUGCUAAUUCUAUCUGGCAGUGUGAAUGACGACGACGACGACGACGAAAUAGACCAAGUCGACAUUACCAAAAGCCCGACGUACGAAACGCGGCAGCCGCGCAACUUGCGCGAAUACUUACUGAUGCUCAUUGUUUUGCAUGCGAUCCGUACCUCGUCCACGAUGGAAACUGCACAGCAGGAACUGGAGCUCUUGCGCAUGGUGCCGCAGGACGAUGCGCGCGCGGAAAAGCAGCCAUUGCACGAGUCUGAGUGGCGUCUCGACUCGCGCUGGUUUGCAGGAAAGAGCGGCGGGCCGCUCCUUGGCGAGCAAGGCAAGCCACUCCGGCCAUUCGUGAUUACGGGAAGCAGCGCCGGUGGUGGGGCGGCGCAACAAGCACCUGGUGAUCAGCGCUCGCAACUCAGAGAAGCGGUAUUCCGCCCAUCGCACCGCCUCCCGACCAUGUCGAUCGACCAGUACCUGGAAGAAGAGCGCAGGCGCGGCAACAUUAUAGAAAGCGAUGCUUCACGCGGCCAAGAUUCCACACCGCGCGAGCGCCGCACAGAGCUUGCCGAGCUGGAUGGAACGCGCGCCGGGGAAGAGGCGGAAGAAGCGGCGCGCCGCGAAGCGAUCCACUGGGAUACAUAUACAGAGACGCACAUGCGCGGCGCUGGAAAUACCAUGAACCGUGGCUGA
This is a messenger RNA of Malassezia vespertilionis, 1923 nucleotides long. RefSeq names its product Type 2A phosphatase-associated protein 42 (gene TAP42). Bases 1 to 1923 code for a protein of 640 amino acids. Gene Ontology annotation, cellular component: cytosol. Gene Ontology annotation, biological process: regulation of signal transduction; lipid storage; regulation of dephosphorylation. Gene Ontology annotation, molecular function: protein phosphatase 2A binding. Lineage: Eukaryota; Fungi; Basidiomycota; Malasseziomycetes; Malasseziales; Malasseziaceae. The record is from RefSeq and is a predicted model, not a curated record. The transcript has 3 exons.